This is a messenger RNA of Stegodyphus dumicola, 631 nucleotides long. RefSeq lists its product as uncharacterized. The record is from RefSeq and is a predicted model, not a curated record. NCBI's taxonomy places the organism in Eukaryota, Metazoa, Arthropoda, Arachnida, Araneae, Eresidae.
AAAGAAAAAAACAAAGACUCAUUUUGUGGUAGAUUCAUCUGGGCAGAAACAUAAAAAUUACACCAGGACGCUGUUUUGCUGUAAUAGAAGUGGGACAUACAAAGCAAAAGGCAAAGGUGAAAGACAGCUAAAAGCACAAGGGACUUCCAAAACAGGUUUCUCUUGCACAGCUACUGUCAUACUAAAAGAUUUUGGCAAUCGUUUUGAAGCUGUAUAUUUUAAAGAACAUUACAAGCAUGAAAAAUCCCUUUGUCAUCUCCCUAUUCCUAAACAAGAAAAGCAAAGUAUAGCAGGUAAAUUAUUGCAGGGGGUGGAAGAGAAACGAAUUUUGCAAGAUGCAAGAUUCUCUUCGAGAGAUGAUAUUGAAACAAAACAGUUAAUAACGAGAAAAGACCUGCAUAACAUUAAGAGGGAUUUUGGUCUGAGCAUUAAUUCUAAAGGAUUAAUUUUAACAGAUGAUGAGACAAGUGUUUGGUCCUGGGUUAAUACGAUGUCGCAAAUGGAAUUCAACCCCGUUCUGAUGUAUAAACGUCAAGGAGAAAAAUAUGCAAAUGUAAACGAAAAUGAUUUCAUGUUAGCAAUAAUGACAGAAGAAUUAAAAAAAAAAAAAAAUGUUGAUAGAAUUUGGUAA